UAUUAUUUUGAUUUUCUUAACUUUUUUUAGACAUUAAAUAUCAAUCUUCGCUAAAAAAAAAAAUAAUAAUUUAACGUCAGUAAUUAUUGAGUGCUUUGGCUCAUUAAAAUGGUCGAUAAUGAUUUUUUAAAUGUAGUGAAGUUGUAAAGAAGAACCGAAAUAAUCGAGUCAAUGAUUAUUUAAAAUGUUGGAUACAUCAGCUGCAGUGACAUUUUUAAUAGUUCUUGCCGUGGCGGCAAUUUUUUUAAAUUCUCUAUGUAUAUACAUUAUCAGAGCAACAAAAAGUUUAAAAAACAGACCGUCUAGUAUGCUUAUUCUUAACUUGUUAAUGAUACAUUUAUUUCAAGGUUUGGUCGUGUUACCACUUUAUGCUGCAAAAAAAUUCACCAUUAAAAGUAUAUUUUGGGCUCGAUUUGUCAAUAACUCAUUUAGAGUUACAUAUAUGAUUACGUUUUAUGGAACUGUUCUUGGAGUAUUUUGUAUUAGCAUAGAUCGCUUUUUAGCGACAUAUUGGCUUAAUUUGUAUAAACCUCGAGUUACUGUAAAACGUGUGUGUAUUGGCUUGUUUUUGUUGUGGGCUUAUAUUUUUGCUCUCUGUAUGAUUCCCUUUGUUCCUGCAACUCAACUAAAUCAAACUAAAUCAAAUAAAACAUUUAUAACAAUGUAUUUUUACAAACAGCAGGAAGAGUGGGUUCUAUUUAUGCUGCUUUUUAACACGGCUUUGCCCUAUUGUUUAGUUGUUAUAAUGUAUACAUAUAUUAUUUACAGACUUCGAGUUUUGAGCGAUAACCAUACUAAGUCUGGUGGUAAAAUUCUUCAACAGAAUGGUACACUUAAAAUGCGUGACAAAGACUUAAAGCGUUAUAGACAAGUUGCAUAUUUAACUGUAGUGUUGACUGUUUCUUAUGGCGUUUUUUGGACACCGUCUUUUAUAUAUUACCCUCUAUUAAGUUUUUGUAAAUCUUGUUUUCCUAAAAAAUUUGGAGGUUCAAAUCUUGAGGAACAUUUAGGUUUCAUUACAAAGUACUUAGCCUUCUUUGAUGCCGUGGCUGCCCCUUUGAUCUACUGUUUUUAUCACGCAGACUUUCGCAGAGGUCUAAUGAAAAUUAAAAGAUCACUUUUGCACACCCUUCAUCCGCACCCUUCGGAAAUUCCACUUACGACUCUAAAUGAGGACUCUUCAACACCAGAAAAAAUGUAUCACACUUAACAUUUGAAAAAAAGUAAUAAAAGUUUUUAAAAAUUGAUAAUUUAAAGUUUUAAA
Molecule: messenger RNA, 1264 nt
Organism: Hydra vulgaris (swiftwater hydra)
Lineage: Eukaryota; Metazoa; Cnidaria; Hydrozoa; Anthoathecata; Hydridae
Product: C-X-C chemokine receptor type 2
Biological process (GO): G protein-coupled receptor signaling pathway
Cellular component (GO): plasma membrane
Molecular function (GO): G protein-coupled receptor activity
Source: RefSeq, a predicted model, not a curated record